Messenger RNA from Ostrinia nubilalis (European corn borer), 1225 nucleotides. Its product is annotated as protein lethal(2)essential for life-like. Lineage: Eukaryota; Metazoa; Arthropoda; Insecta; Lepidoptera; Crambidae. The transcript has a single exon. Gene Ontology annotation, biological process: response to heat; protein refolding. Gene Ontology annotation, cellular component: cytoplasm; nucleus. Bases 47 to 1000 code for a protein of 317 amino acids. The record is from RefSeq and is a predicted model, not a curated record.
GGCGCCGCCCAACAUUUCUCAGUCCCGCUCAGAUCGCGAAGUCGAGAUGAAUCUAUCACGAUACCCACACAGUUUAUUCGACCAAAGUUUCGGAUUAUGCAUCAGCCCCCACGAUUUGAUAUUCCCGUCGCACAAUUAUCCCGGGACGAACUACUACAGGCCAUGGCAAUGGUAUCUUCAAAGAGCAGAAAAAGAUUUUGGAUCGACAAUACAUAAUGAAAAGAACAAUUUCAAAAUAACAUUGGAUAUGCAACAUUUUCAACCAAAUGAAAUAAACGUAAAAGUUGCAGACAGAGAAGUUAUAAUCGAAGGGAAGCACGAAGAACGGCAGGACAACUACGGGUUUAUAUCUCGGCAGUUUAAGAGGCGAUACCUCCUGCCUGGCGAUUGUAAUGCAGACAGUGUUGUCUCUUCACUCUCUUCUGAUGGAAUCCUCACCGUGACUGCCGAAAAAGUAAAGGAAUCAAAAACUAAGGAAAUCACUGUUCCAAUCAAAAUGUGCGAUAGUUGUCCAAACAAACCCAAACUUGAAAAAGAAAAGGUGGACGACUCUAAGAAAGAAGAAAGUGCAUCAAGUAAAAAGAACAUGGAAAUAAUGUUGAAAGAAGAUCAUUGCUGUCUGUUGAAACCUGAAUUAUUGGGAGCUCCUUCUACAGGUGCAACCCAGAAGAUAUCAAUGGAGACUAAAAAAGAAGUAGAUGAAUUGACAAGAUCAAGAGGAGAGACAUCUGGACAAGCUACAAGUACUAAAGCAAAAGAAAAAAUUGAUGAUGCCUGUGCCCAAGGUAUUAGAACUAAAACAGAAAUAGAAAGUGCCAGUGCAGCUAUCAAAUCAGAAAUGUGUAACAUUAAGAGUUCUGUACAAGAAUCUAUAACUAUUCAAGAGUCAUCAACUUCCUCAACAUCUAUGGCAUCAAGCAUAAAAGAAACCAGUGAAAAAAUAAGUGAGAUUGUCAGUGACAUCAGUGCUCAGUUGAAAGAAGCAGCAGAAAAUAUUUAAAAAUACAUGUACACAUAUCAUUAUUAUUUAUUAUACUUACUAUAAAAGUUAUUCUAAAUAUAGUUAUAGGUAACAUUAAUUCACAAUUCAUAUCUAUACAAAAUGUCAAUUAUUUUAAGUCACUGAAGUAGUCAAUAAACACAUUUGAGAUCAUUUCUGAGCAAAUAAAAGCUGGAGUUACUACAAUGUUUAAAUUAAAUGUACAAAAUGAAAUAUUAUUCAGUA